Messenger RNA from Parastagonospora nodorum SN15, 322 nucleotides. RefSeq lists its product as hypothetical. The record is from RefSeq and is a predicted model, not a curated record. The transcript has a single exon. NCBI's taxonomy places the organism in Eukaryota, Fungi, Ascomycota, Dothideomycetes, Pleosporales, Phaeosphaeriaceae. Bases 1 to 252 code for a protein of 83 amino acids.
AUGCUUUCACGACGCAUUUUCCGCGAGCUUACUGACCGUGUGCUCUUGGGUGGAAGCUACAGAGUAACUGCUGCUUCUUGCGUUGCUAAUCAAUGUCGCCAAUGUCGUCGACCCGAUGUACCUCCUGCUCGCCACGCAUCGUCUUCGUCAUCAACGAGAUGGAAGUCUCGUCAAGGCAAAGACUUCUUCGCACGUGAAGCUCGGGUGCAGGGAUUGAAGAGCCGCGCAGCUUUCAAGUUGCUAGAAGUAUGAUGGUGAGAUAUUAGCGGUUGAGUGUUCACUGAUUUUGGUAGCUCAAUGAAAAGCACAAAUUAUUCAAGCC